CUCGCACUUACGCGUGGAGAUCGGCCGUGCGUCGUGUCAUCAGAGCAGCUAAGCAUAUUCCGCCUUCUCACCGGCAUUUCCUCGAGCGAGAAAUUCUACGGAACCUCGUCGUCGUGACAAACGGCACGUUGGAAAAGCGUUCAGGUGGUCGGUCGUUUCCUCGACCCGAGGAAACGAUAGGAAUACGACGUGGAAACGACGUUGAGGCGAGAACGCUUCGCAGUGGCUCGGCGAAGCUUCGGGGAAGAUCGGCGAGACUCGGCGAGUUUCGGCGGCGCGUGGAGAGGUGAUCGUGCGCAUGCCCGCUCCAAGUGACCGCGCAGGUCGAAGCCUGUGAGGCGAGCGUCGUUCCUCGUGACUGUUGUCAUCUCUGUCGCGCAGGCAGGUUGCGGAGCGGCAGUCACAAGGAGAGACCGAGCUCCGACCUAACGAAGGAAAGAAUUAGGUAUACGGAGGACGGAGCACGAGCAACCGAGGGGGAGAGAGAGAGAGAGCGAAGAGCGGAAUCACGUGGAGGGGAUGUCUGGGAGCGAGUGUGAGUGAGAGAGAAAAAGCGCGAGAAGAGGGGCGAUAGAUUAAGAAGCGGAGGAGUGCGACGGUGGCAGGCAGAUCUUUCGAGAGGAACGCCGGGAAGACCGGCGCGAAUCCAUCCACAGAGAAGGAGCUUAAGGAGCAUCCUUCGCACCUUGGCCAGCCGGCGAUCGUCGCGCAGGAAACGGAAGACGAUUUUACCGGACAUCGACAGACUAUCUCGCCUUGACUUCGCUCAUCCAAGGCGCGAACCGAUCGCGCCGGAGGACCGGUAGAGGCGUCUACCUCUGUCCCUUUCAAGGUGGACGUCGACGCAUUCGAUGCUUCAUCCCUUCCUGCAUAGGCUUCGCGGCCUCUCCUUCUGAAAACACCUUCAAGUUUGGUCUAUUCCGGAGCGAAAGAUGAUUCUCUCGGUCAUCUUCUUAUCGAUCCUUGCUGCAACGACACAUGGCUUACACAACAAACUCACGGAGGAAGAAUGUCCCGUGGACUGCCACUGCCAUUACUUCCGGAUCAACUGGGUUACCGAUUGUUCCGAGAGUAAUCUCACCUGUAUACCUUACGACGAACUCAGCCCCAAUGUUUAUAUCUUGGAUAUGAAUGGGAAUAAUAUUGAACAGCUGGCAGCCUUUUCAAAGGGCAUUAAACUUCGACGCCUGCAAAUGGCGCAUAACCGUCUGACGGAACUCAAGUAUGAAUCGUUUGCUGGAUUAAACUAUCUUCUGGAUGCGGAUUUCUCUUACAACUUUAUUAGAAGAAUCGACCCAGAAGCGUUUAGGGACAGCCCAGGACUUAUUACUUUAGAGCUCCAGAACAAUCCACUCGGGGAAAUCGAUGGUCAUUUCCUGAACUGCCGAACUCUACUGUAUCUUGAUUUAAAUUCGUGCGGCAUUCGUCGGCUCAACGAUCGAUUCUUCCACAAUACGACCAACUUAAAUAAGCUCGAUCUCUCUAACAAUCCACUUCGGAGAAUCGAGCCAGGACCGUUCGACCACCUUACGAGCUUGGAAUACCUGAAUCUAAAUGCAUGCAAUUUAACGCACGUGUCACCCGAUGCGUUUUCGCAUUUGGAAAAUUUGCGUGAACUGAAGAUGGCCGAGAAUGAUCUAAAAAGCAUCAGUUGGACAAACUUAUUAGCCCCGUUGGUUCGUCUGGAGCAUUUGGACAUAAGAAAGACUGGCAUUACCAAUUUGCCUGGAGAUGCGUUCGCUAAGAAUCUGUAUCUUCGACAGUUGGUUCUUGCGGAAAACGAACUCUGGCAUCUCGAUGUCGGUAACACGCUCGGCCACAACUUGCAUAGCCUCCAAUCACUGGACUUAUCCCACUGCAACUUGCAGGACCGUUUGUCCGAGGAGGCAUUUAGAAAUGCAAGUAAAUUGCGCGUGCUGAAGCUGGACGGUAAUCCAAUGUUUGCUGCCGAUUUAACUGCCGUACUACGCCAUUUACCGAAGCUGCACAAACUCUCGCUGAGCAACUGUAGCCUGCGAAAGUUGCCAAGUGCUUUCGACGUGCUGGAGAAUCUUCAGGAAUUGGAUAUCUCUCACAACCCCCUGAACAAUGCAUUCGUCAGUCUUUUGAAUCCUCUGAGGUCGUUGGAGUACCUGGACAUGUCUUAUUGCAAUCUGGGAUACGUUGGCAACAAUACGUUCGCGCAAAUGACCUCGUUGAAGAAGCUCGUUCUGUCGGGCAAUAAGUUCCACACCCUGGAGGAAGGACUAUUCGCCAACCUGACGCGCCUGGAGAGCCUGGACCUGAUGAACUGCGGCCUGAAGGCCCCGAUCGACCCCAAAGUCUUCGGUGACCACCCCUACGCGAACGUGAUGGAGCUGAAGAUGAGUGGUAACCCAUUGACCGUGACGGACGAGUCCCUUAUUCCGAAACAACUGUCUCGCCUGGAAAUUCUCGACGUGAGCGACUGUAACUUGACACAGCUGAACGAGAAUGCGUUCAUACGUGCGAAGAAUCUGACUCAUCUGAACCUGUCCAACAAUAGACUCUCGGGCUCGGAGAAUCUGGCGUUCCUGAAGAAGCUGCGCCUACUGAAGCACGUAGACCUGAGCAACAACAACUUCACUACCAUUCAGCCUCACGUGUUUAAGGGGAACCCUCAUCUCCUUUCGGUGAACCUCCUGGGGAACCCGUUUGUGUGCAACUGUUCGAUCGUCGCUACGUGGGACUGGGCCGUUCACGUAAAGAACGACCUCCACGUUCUGGUUGGUAGCCAGCCCUCCCAGUUCACCACCGGAGCUGCAAAGUUGAGGAAGAGCCUGGCUUGCUCGUACGACGAACAGACCUAUAGGACUAUCAUGGACCAAAGUCGCACAUCCACGGAUCGACGGCCGUUCCUUCGGAAGGGUGAUCUCACGCCCAACCGAACUUGGGCUAAGUACAUUCGAGAAUCGAAUUGCGGUCGUCAGUCAUGAUAUACGUGCGGCAGAUUUCAACAUCCGAUACUAAAUAUCUAUUACCAAGCCAAACAUAAACCUAGAGUAGAACUGUAAAGAAUGUCACGGUAGGACUUCGAAGUGGGUCGAAGCAUGCGUACACCCUAUUGCCAGUUCCCUCAUGAAACGUGGACACACAAAAGAUCGUGCUACAUAUAUUCGUAUCUUUUCCUUAGCGAGUCAAGUUUCUUUUCCUCGUUAUCUCCACGAUGUCCCAAUGGAAGAGUUCCGUAAUUGUCGCAUUAUUUAUAUCGGAAGGCAGAAAAAGUAGCCAAUAUCGUUGUUGAUCUCGGAUCCUAUAUCCAAUGUUCAGCUGAGGCCGGAUUAAUGGGGAAGAAAGUCACUAAAGCGGUGCUCUUGUUGAUGUUGCGGCAGAGUGCUUCUUUCGGUAAAAUUGACCUCACUUAGAGACCGGGUAUGCCCUCGCUGGUUCUUGAACCAAAGAUUCGCCGCUGUUACAAAUCCGUAAAUACUCUAUUACCGUUGUUAACAUCUGGGAAACUUGAUGAGAUUUAUUUACCGAUCCUGAGACGACGGAUUCAAUGUUCUCGGGAGAUGUGUACUUUUUAUAUCAAGCAUAGAUUAGAUACGGUCGAGCUAGUGAACUACGUCAAAGUAGAUUCUCGAGAUCAAUCGACAUGGCGUAUUGGGUUCCCCAAGAACUGAAAGUGACAUUUCGGUCCAUGUUGAAGUGACGUUCUUCAGCGGUCUGAAUGAAAAGACCGUGUAUUCGGAUAUUGAAAUCUGGUCACCGGGUGCAAGGAACUUACACUCGAAGUUCCAUCCCACGCGUUCGUUUUUGAGGUGUGAAGGAUAGUGACCAGUUGAACUGGAUGUUAAGGUUGCAUCGGAGUUCGGAUAAGAUUUUUUGAUACGCGGAUCUAAAUAAAAUAUAAUGUUUCUAAUGCGAUCGUUACGAUAUCACGCAAACUGUCCAUGCGUAUUCUCAUGAAGGUACCUUGGUCAUUUACGGACGCGGCAAGACGUCACCGCGUUCAUACGCGGGUGGUUAAAUAUUUAUGUAAUUGCUGGGAUUAUGAGCGUCUUAUCUGAGAUCCGUUCUCACCCAUUGGUAGCUUUUUGAAAAUAGAAUUGUUGUACAUAUGUUUCUCCUGUUAUUUAAAGCUUGACCUGUUAUUUGUACAACACAGAAGCAUUUUAUUAUCAGUUUCACUGAACGGAAUUUAAGUAACUCUUCGUAUAAUUAAACGCUCCAUGUAUUCCUUUAAUUCAGUAUAUAUAUAUAUAUACCACCUGAAAAAGAUCAUAUCUGUAACGAAACAUUUUCGCAAAGUUACGCAAUGAUCCCGCCGGUAAUGUCUUGUUCUGCGUGAAAAAGAAAGAAAAAAGAAACCAAACGAGAGGACAUCGAUUUCGAGUUCUCCCUAACAUUUCAUCGGAUAUGUACCUCAUCAUUUGCAUGUUGCCUGCCACGCACUGGCAAUUGAUUCUUCCUACAGAGGGUUGCGCGAACGAUGGCCACCCUCAUUGAUACGAGGAUUCACAAGUCCAUUCGAAAAUAUGUACCAUCACGAUUUCACUGAAUUAACCUAUGUACAAGACUGUUUAUUAAAGGCGUCUUUUUCUUCGUA
Messenger RNA from Orussus abietinus, 4567 nucleotides. RefSeq names its product protein artichoke. Lineage: Eukaryota; Metazoa; Arthropoda; Insecta; Hymenoptera; Orussidae. The transcript is spliced from 4 exons. Gene Ontology annotation, molecular function: protein binding. The record is from RefSeq and is a predicted model, not a curated record. The coding region runs from base 933 to 2954 and encodes 673 amino acids.